CCGUAAACCGGAAGGGAAUCCCCAUUGAAAAUAAAUUGGCGGGAGUUUCUUCGUGCAUGAAACUUGGAUAUGGAAAUCAUUAAACCAAGACAGCGACGGGCAGGUGGCAUUAAAUCAGAAGUCAAACAAAAAUAUGCACACCCACUUCAGUUUUACUCAAUGCCACCAGAGGAGACGAUUUCUCUGCAGGAAUUUGAAGAGUUUGCUGUCGAGCGCUUAAAAAUUCUGAAGGCUGUUGAGACUGCCUCUGUCCGGCAUGUUCGAGGAUCAGCUGAAUAUAUUGCGUACUUGGAGAAGGAGAUCAAGAACACCAAGUUCAAGUCACUAUUGAAGGUGUCUUAUGGAGGCGAGGUGAAGGAGGAUGAAACGGAUGCACGUAGACUGGACCACAUCUCUCACUUCAUCUUGAGGCUGGCAUAUUGCAGAUCAGAGGAUUUGAGACGAUGGUUUCUGCAGCAGGAGCUAGACCUUUUCCGUUUCCGAUUCCAGCGAGAGAAUAAAGAUUCUCGUCUUUCUCUGACCUCUCGUCUUUCUUUCCUGAACAUCAACAAUCUUGGCUACAAACCAAUUCCUGAUGAAGAAAAGAAAGAAGUGUUGCCAUACCUCGUGGCUUGUGACACACCUGCCCGAGUAGAGGUCAAUGAGUACUAUAAGGUUCAUUUCACUGAAGCUCUGGAUUUGGUGCGAGGAAAGAGAGUUUACUUGGAGCGAGGCUUUGCAUUUGUUGCCCAGGAGGAUCUAGCGUCCAUUCUGCUGUCCGUCUACAGGACCAGACUGUCACAUGCUCUUGCAGUGACAUGUCGAGCCUUGCCGCACCUGGAGGAGGAUGACCGUCUGCUGCCGAUGUUGUGUGGUCUGAGCAAGCGCUACCUGGGCCAAGACUACAACAGCAAGAAGACGACUGUGGGACAGAUUACAGCCGACAUGAUUGAUUUGCUGUCUCGGACAUCCUUCCCUCCGUGUAUGCAGCAACUCCAUCAGGGUCUCCGUAGCAACCACCACCUGAAGCAUGGCGGCAGGAUGCAGUAUGGCCUCUUCCUCAAGGGAAUCGGUGUGUCUCUGGAAGAAGCCAUGAAGUUCUGGCGAGCUGAGUUUGUCAAGGGAAUGGAUCCGGAUAAGUUUGACAAGCAGUACUCAUACAACAUCCGCCACAACUAUGGCAAGGAAGGAAAGCGAGCCGACUACACCCCGUACAGUUGUAUGAAGAUCAUCAUGUCAAACACCCCUGGACAAGGCGACUCACAUGGUUGUCCGUUCCGGCACUGUGAUGGGGAUGUGCUGAGACAGAAACUGCGAGCACAGAACAUUUCCAAAGAUGCUGUUGAUGAGAUAGCAAAGUUUGCGAAGGAAGGUCACUAUCAGUUGGCGUGUGGGCGAUACUUUGAUGCAUCCCACAACAUUUCGGGGGACAAUGUUGAGACCAGCAUCAACCAUCCUAACCAGUACUUUGAAGAGAGUCAAAUUAUACGCAAGGAUGGGGGAAAAAAAAUAAACACACCUAAUCCUGGGAAGGUCAUCCCGAGUCAAAGGUUCUCAGAAUUCUCAGUCGGUGAAAACUUCAAGUCAGCCAACAGACACACAAGCCACAGACUUGGAUGAAAUGGAGGACGACUUCCCCAUGGAGGAACUAGACUCAAUGCUUCAAUAACCCUGCGGUUUGACAUGGCUACUAUUAAUGGAAGCACUAUACAUUCAU
Haliotis rubra (blacklip abalone) is the source of this 1696-nucleotide messenger RNA. Its product is annotated as DNA primase large subunit-like. Lineage: Eukaryota; Metazoa; Mollusca; Gastropoda; Lepetellida; Haliotidae. The record is from RefSeq and is a predicted model, not a curated record. Gene Ontology annotation, cellular component: alpha DNA polymerase:primase complex. Gene Ontology annotation, biological process: DNA replication, synthesis of primer.